AUGUUUCGAGCGGCGGCGGUCGGUCCUUUUGACGAUGCUAUCGCCAAGGCGACAGACGAGAACCUCACCUCCGAGGACUGGGGUGCCAUCAUGGAGGUGUGCGACAAGGCCACCGGUGACCCAACUGGCCCCAAGGAAGCUGUCCAGAGUAUGAUUAAGCGCCUCGCGCAUCGCAAUGCCAAUGUCCAGCUAUAUACACUCGAACUUGCGCACGCUCUCUGCCAAAACUGCGGCAAGCCCAUGCACCGCGAGGUCUCCAGCCGUGCCUUCACCGACGCCCUUCUCAAGCUCGCCAACGACCGAAACACACAUCAACAAGUCAAGGCCAAGAUUUUAGAAAAGAUGAAGGACUGGAGCGACAUGUUUAGCAAGGAUGCCGAGCUUGGCAUCAUGUACGACGCCUACUACCGACUCAAGCAAACCAACCCUACGCUGCAAGCCCCGAGCGCGCCGCAGAAGCAGGGUCUCACUGCGUCAGACAGACAAAAGGAGGACGAUGAGCUGCAGAUGGCACUAAAGCUGAGUUUGCAAGAGGAGGACCGCAAAAAGACUGUUGCAUCCUCCAGUUCCGCACAGCCUGGCUCCUCUGGCAAAGAAGACCCUGCCCCAGCUCCACCCGUACCGGCAGGUACCACGGCAGCCACGGUCAGCAGAGUACGUGCCCUGUUCGACUUUGCGCCGUCUGAACCGGGUGAGCUCGAGUUCAAAAAGGGUGACGUUAUUGCUGUCCUGGAGAGUGUAUACAAAGACUGGUGGCGCGGUUCGCUCAAGGGCAACACUGGCAUCUUCCCCCUCAACUAUGUUGAAAAGCUCACGGAUCCGACUCCCGAUGAGCUGCAGCGAGAAGCACAGAUGGAGGCCGAGGUCUUUGCAGAAAUCAAGAACGUGGAGAAGCUCUUGACGUUGCUAAGUGCCUCCAACACAGGCCCUCGGGAGGAGGACAACGAGGAGAUUUCGAAGCUGUAUCAUCAAACACUGGCAAUUCGUCCAAAGCUUAUCAAACUUAUCGAAAAGUACUCCCAGAAGAAAGAUGACUUUACACAGCUGAACGAAAAGUUCAUCAAGGCACGCCGCGACUACGAGUCCCUCCUUGAGUCAUCCAUGGCACACCCUCCUCAACACAACUACCAGCAAUAUGCCAUGCGACCGGGCCAGGGCUACCCUCAGGCCGGAGGGUAUCCUACCCAACCCCCGCCCUCACAGGAGCCCAACCAAUACUACAAUUCGGCGCCACCACAAGGCCUGGACCACGGCUACCAAGCAUCCUCUCCUCCUCCCAACUUCCCGCCCGGCGGCCAACCAGUUAACGCUCCGUUUUAUGUUGGCGGAACCGAGGUGCCGUCUCACGCCGGAAACCAACAGCCCCCGCCCCAGCAAUACCCUCCUCGCGACUCUACGCCGCGCAUCCCCUCCUCGUCGCAACCGCCCGCGCCCAACCACAGCGUAUCACCGCCGCCCCAAGGCCAGAGCUACACGCCCUACUCUCCCCAGCCUCAGCAAAUGUACCACCCGCCAUCACAGCAGCAGGCGCAGCAGCAGCCUCCUCCUCCUCUGCAGCCCCUGCAGCGACCGCAGAGCACUUACGGCGCGCAGGAGCUCGCCACUUCCGUCUACGACUCGCCCGUUGCGCCGCACAACCCUAACAGCUUCUACCCCCAGGACGAAGCUACGCCACACACCGCCGCGUCGCCUCCUCUACAGCAGCAGCAGCAGCAGCAGCAGGCACCCUCGCAGCCGCAUUACCAGAGCUACGCGCCGCCUGACCAGGCCCCUCCGCCCGUGCCGACCGCCCAGCCUCCGCAGGUCCCUGGCGGUGGUGGUGCCCCCGGCGGCGGCGGCGCGCCUCAGUAUAAGCCGUAUGUCCCGCCUGGGGCCUCGGCUCCCGACGGGCCGAGUGCGCCUAGCCCCAAUGACUACUACCGCCAGCCUGGUGGCUAUUAA
Akanthomyces muscarius is the source of this 1941-nucleotide messenger RNA. RefSeq lists its product as uncharacterized. Gene Ontology annotation, cellular component: ESCRT-0 complex. Gene Ontology annotation, biological process: protein transport to vacuole involved in ubiquitin-dependent protein catabolic process via the multivesicular body sorting pathway. NCBI's taxonomy places the organism in Eukaryota, Fungi, Ascomycota, Sordariomycetes, Hypocreales, Cordycipitaceae. Gene Ontology annotation, molecular function: ubiquitin binding; phosphatidylinositol binding. The transcript has 5 exons. Bases 1 to 1941 code for a protein of 646 amino acids. The record is from RefSeq and is a predicted model, not a curated record.